Messenger RNA from Thrips palmi, 5763 nucleotides. Its product is annotated as zinc finger CCCH domain-containing protein 13-like. The transcript has 18 exons. Bases 281 to 4375 code for a protein of 1364 amino acids. Gene Ontology annotation, cellular component: RNA N6-methyladenosine methyltransferase complex. The record is from RefSeq and is a predicted model, not a curated record. Gene Ontology annotation, molecular function: metal ion binding. NCBI's taxonomy places the organism in Eukaryota, Metazoa, Arthropoda, Insecta, Thysanoptera, Thripidae.
AAGACAAACAUGAAGAAGAACAUAACUUAAAAAUGGCCACAAACACUUGAGAAGUUAAUUUCUAAUCAUUAACUUUAGUGCUUUUCAAGUUUUUUUCUUAUAAUGAGUGAUGUUUUAGAAUCUUGAGCCAUUGUUUGGUUUACCGCACGUUGAAGUAUGCUCCGUUCCUGUGCGCUUCAAGACCCGAAAGCCGUGUGGCCGCUGUUGUGCUGCGAGUCCGGGGACUGCUCUCUACGAUGGUCUGACGGUCCCUUUAGGAUUUGAGUCAAUUUUUGAUACAAUGUCAAAGCAGCAGACAAGGCGUAAAAUUACGUUAGACUCGUCCCUGAAGCAAGUGCAUAGUAACCCUACCAAAGACACUCAUCGUCGUCCUAGCGUCUUCGAGAGGUUAGGGACUAAAGCCAUCACCUCCAAUCCGGGUCUGGGUGCGGGCAAUGCUAGCCAGUGCUCGCCUUCGCCCAAUGUGAAGCCGAAGCCGACCGAGAGCUUCUGCAGGCAAUGGGAACAGAAUGGAACCUGCCAGUAUGGGAAAAACUGCAAGUAUGUCAGCACUCACGCAUUGAUCAGUCCCUCAAAACGAGCCGCAAUUAAGGAUGCCAGCUCAAAGACCAACAAUAAGAGUUGUAGUAGCUCGUCUUCUUCUGGUAGCUCAAGCACUGGAAGUGAGUCAACAUCAAGUGAAGAUACUAGCAGCUCUGGCAGCUCAGAAUCAGUUGAGUCAAGCAGGCACCAUCGCCACAGGGCCAAGCAUGUAAAUUCAAGGAAGUUGAAGAGAUACUCCAGUUCUUCUGACAAAGAGCACUCCAAAAGAAAUAACCUAAGAGCUGGGAAAGGACUGAGUCCAAACAAGAAGGGCUCCCACUCUGUCUCGGCAGUAAAUGCAAGUGCUCUACAUAAAGAAAUGAAGCACACUAAGAAGCGUAGAUCGCGAGACCGAUCUGCCGGUCGCAGCUCACCAAGAAAGGGUGGUCUAGGAAGCACAUCAGGCUUGAAGAAAUCCCUUAGUCCCCUAGGGCCUGGGCUGCCUGGGCGCAGCAGCAACGCUAACAGUCACAAGCGCCGCUCUCAGUCGCCCAUGCUGAAAGGAGGAAAACUUGGGGUGCAGUCGUCAAAACUUGGGUUGAACAGUCGCAAUAUUGGACCUCAGCAUAAUGCCAGAUCUCCUCCCAAUCAUAAAGGUUCCAGGGACAGGGAUAGGAAUCGUGAAAAGGAAGAAAGAGAACGUGAACGAGAAAUGGAGAAAGAGAAAGAAAGAGAAAGAGAGAACAAGAAACAAAGAGAAAGAGAACUUGAAAAGCAGAGAGAAAGAGAGAGAGACAGGGAAAAAGAACGAGAGAAAGAUCGCAAUAGAAGUAGAUCCCCCAAAAUGAAGAUGAAGGAAGUCAUUUCUCGUUCUCCUCGAAAGGAUUUAAAACGCAGGGAGUCACCUGAUCCCCAUCACAAACCCGGCCGUCUAUCUGGUGGUAGUCAGAAGGGUAGGGAUGAUGGUCCCAGUUCGAAACACAAGGCUCCUGUUGGUGACCAUUGGCACAGGAAAGAUGACAAGGAAGAAGAUAGAAAGCGUGGAGAUGAAAGACGUCAUAAAGAUGAUUCUCGGAAAGAUGCUCGUUUACUCACUGGUCUAAUUGAAAAAGAGCAUAUUCGUGACCGUGACAGAGAUCGUGAAAGAGAACGCGUCCAUGAUCGUGAACGAGAGAAGGAUAAGACAAAAUCAUUACUACAGCAGGGCAUUCCGUCACUCCUCACGCUCAAUUUACAUCCAAAUGAUUUCAAUGCUCAUGCUGGUGGUGGUGGAAAAGAACGUGGAGUUGAAAGGAAUCGAAGUUUGGAGAGGACGGGUCUACUGAGAAAUAUCAGCAUGGAUCGGGGCCGUGAACGUAGUUUGGACCGUGUUUCUGAAAGAAGCAGAGGAAGUGAGCGCGACAGAAGAUGUCGAAAUAAUAAUGGUGGGCUAGAAAAAGGCCUGGAUCACAGUGGUUUAGAAAAGGAAUUAGCUAAAGCUCUUGCCCGUAAUAGAGAGCAGGAGCGGACGUUUGAAAGAAAUGAAAGAGUUCCUGAAAGAGGUUUGGAGCGUGGGCCGGAUAGAGGAUUAGAUAGAGGGCUGGAGCGAGGAUUGGACCGAAGUGUAGAUAGAGGCCUAGAACGUGGUAUGGAUAGAAAUAUCAAGAAUGAAAGAGGCCUGGAUCGUGCUUCUCCUCGGGUCUUGGAUAGAGAUAAUGACAGAGGUUUAGAGAGAGGUCUUGAUCGUGACCCAGUACAGGGAAGAUUAGAACGUGGUUUCGACAGGGCUUUGGAGAGGGGACUUGAAAGAGGGUCACCUCGCCUGGAUAGAGACCAUAGAUUUUCAGACCGUUCUCCAGGGGACCGGCUAUUUGGUGCCACCCAUCUGGAUCACAGAGAAUCUGAUGAUAAAGGGUUUGAUGGAAUGUUUGAAGGUAGAAGAGAUCGAGGCAGAUUUUCAGACCAAAGCCGUUAUGAAAAAGGAGUCCCUCUUAAUGAUGAUCGUCGCAUGGGGCCUUCUGACUCCGUUGGUUUUAAUGAAGAUCGAAGACGAGGUCGUGAUGGCAACCGUCAGGAAGGAAGAGUCGGUCAGUGGGAUGCUCGAAAUGAACGCAAAAGAGAUCAUAACCAUGAGCGUGAACAUGGGAGAGAGAGAGAACACGGACCUCGCCCUUAUGAUGGUGGUCAACGGCCACCUGGACCCAACAAUCCAGGAAAGCGCAAUGAUUGGGAGUGGGAUCAGCGUGGGAGACGAUCAGGCAAAGACUGGGAUGGACCUCAUCGACCUGACAAUUCCUCUGUGGAAAAGGAGUGGGGUCGAUUUCCUCCUGGCCAAAACGACUGGUCAGGGCCACCAGGAGAUCGACGCUCUGGCGGUUGGAAUGAUGAAUGGCGCUCCAAUAAUCAGAAUAGCCCUGCAGCCCAGUUGCUGCAGAAUCGACCUCCAGGUCGUAUGCUACCUUUGAGGGAUGACUCUCAAAAUCUACUGCAUAAAACUGAUGACCUUGGAACUGAAGAAGGAUUGAAGGGGAAGGAUCAGACUGUUUUAAGUGAUAAUAAAAAUGAUACAAAAGUUGAUGCAAAAAUUGAAAAUGAUACAAAUCAUACAAUGAAUCAUAAAAGAACUCGUGAAAUUGGAGAUGGAGAUGAUGUGUCAGCUGAUAGCAAACGACCUUACUUGGAGAAGGAUUCUGCUCUUGAUGAAGUCCUAAGUGAUAUUAGUGAUGAUGCAGAUGAAAUUCUGAACAGAGAAGACAGUGAGCUUAAUCAGUUGUCACAUGGGGAUACAGCACCAGCAGCUGGCAAAGAGAACCGUUUAGGUAAUCAGCAAUCUGCAUUGCUUUCCCAAGCAAAUCAAGCUGCAGCUUCUCAUACUCAUCACAGGAGAACUGGUGAGGGUGGAGAAAAUUCAGGAAAUCUCGGCUUUGAAGAGAUAUCUGAUGGAGAAUUAGAAGAGGAGGCCCGAGCCAGAGGUAUUAGUGAUGCUUUGGGUGUUGACUGGGCAAGUUUAGUUGCGGAAACUCGACCUAGAUUGAAAAUUGAGAAGGCCGGAAGCACACGUCAACGCUGGGAGGGAGUCACAUUAUUGACAUACAUUGGAGUGUCUGUUGAGUAUGCUGGUCCAAAAUUAGUCAAAUAUAUCUUGAAUUCUGCGUUAAGUCCACAGCAGGACACUUCAGACAAAGAUUCUACAAUCAAAGUUGACGAGGUCUCUAGCAGUCAAGAACCUGAAGACGCAGUUGAUAAAGCUAGUUGUAGUGGUGUUGUGGAACCGGGCAAACAGGAAACCAAUGCAAAGUCGGAAGGUGUUAGUGACAAUGAUAAACAAUGUGGUCAUAGCAAAACAGAGAAUUUAGAGGAGCAUCCUAGUAUUAAUGAAACUGAUAAGUUAGAUAUUAGUAUUUCAAAGAGUUUACCAGCUGCAGAGAAUUCUUUAAAAGCCAACAGUGAAUUUAUGGCAUCAGGUGCUAAGUCAAAAAUGGUGUCUGAUUCCAAAAUCAAAGAUACCCCAAGUGACUCAAAAUGUUCAGUGAAAUCAAAUUGCGAUCAAGCUGGUGGAGGAGAAGAAUCUGUUCAUGAACCUCAAAGAAACAAAACUGUGAAACAAGAAAAUGAGAACCAAGACAAACAACAGUGUUUCAAGUUGUUACAUCCAGUGGCAGGCAUUCAUGCAGCGUUGCUUGAAAGAAAAGCUCGACGUCAAGCACUAUUUAGCAGUUCCGGCCCUUACAAGCGAGCACUUUCAGCUCGAAGGGACUUGGCAAUCAGACGCCAGCUUUGCAAUUUACCUCCUCGGGAAACAACAUGUGAUAAUAAUCCUGCUGCUGAUGAACUCUUUCGCCUUAGUUUGCAAUUGCUGGAGCGGGCCUCCUGAAAUUGGUUUAAAUACUAUCUUUAUAUCAAUACCUUCCUUUGGAAUGUAUCAAUAAGCCAGUGUUGGUGAUGUUAAAAGUCUGACAUUUGAUGAUUAUGUUUAAUUUGCCAAUUCUGCUCCCACCUGUGAUUUUGUUUAUCUGUAUAGUUCGUACAUUUCUGUGAACCAAACCAGAACCACGUUGUGCAGUGUGAAUCAUGACACUUUUCUUUUUAAGUUUUUGUUUUGCAUACAGUUUUUUUAUACUCUUCCUCUUACUGAAUACAUGUUAGUACAUUGAUAUCAGUGAGUGAUUCUUGGGACUUUGCAUGGGAACACUCACAGCUACCAAUGGCUCCUAUAAAUACUAGCAAACACAGACUACUUGGUAUUUGGUCUGAAUCAUAAUAUUGUUUAAGAUUACUGGUUAGUGAUAUCCUACAGAAUGUAAGCAUUGUGUAAAUAUCGCAUAGGAUUGGAAUCUGAAACAUUCUCUUCUAUUUUUUACCUGGUACGAAUUGUUUCACUUCUUAAAAGCCACUUUUUGUGUCAUACCUAGUCAACCUUUAUGAUCAUUAGCAAAAGCAUGCACAUGGACUUUCUACUUAUUUUUCAUUCUAUGUAGUACUUACAUGUGAAGCUAACAUUGUGCCCAAGAAGUGAAAUCAAUGAAUAAAGUAAUAUUUCAACUGGUUUGUUCACAUCUGAGACUUCUAUGGCUCAUUUAAAUUUGAUUUAAGUAAGGUAAGCAGGCUCUUCUGGUGUUGGGAAAAUUGUAACCCAUCUCCAAAAGGUCAAACUAUGACUCCUAAUAGUAAAUCUGCAGGACUGUGCUAAGAAUGGUAUCUCAAAGAACAAAUAGCUUGUUCUAUUAGUCACUGUUGUAUGUCCAACACUUGACAAAAUGUAGGAAUGGUCUCCUCUCCUUUAUUUUAAACAUUCUUAUGAUUGUUUUCUUUUAUUGCUUUACAAUGAGAACUUCUCAAAUCAUUUUAAUCUUUUAUUCUAAUUUCUUUUCUUGCUGUCAAUCAACUAAAUACAGUCCCAAACACAAUUGUCAUAUGUCAAGCCACUGUAUUGAAAGACAUUCACCAACAACUUGAAGUGGUUAGUGAACUUAAUUUCUGCCUAAUGUGUCCUAUAUUUGUUGCCUGUCAAACAUUUAUUACUGAUUAAACUUUCACCAAUCAGAGAUAAUCUUGGAAGAUGUGUUAUGUUGGCUGUAUGUUAUUAUCAGCCUUUUUUUGUUUUUGUUUUUUUAAUGUCCUGUAUAUACUCUUGUACAUGUGUAAAAAGAAAAGUCCCAACUGCCACUUACUGGGACUUUCUUAUGUGAACGUGUAAGUUUCAUGUUGUCUAUCAAAUACAAAUUUAUUUUGUUUGUAAUAAAGCAGCCUUAUUUAAUGUUA